CGCCUUCCUGUUAGUCUGGGCUGGGAGAAGUUCACUCCGAUCAGCUGAUUCCAACUGACAACAGGAGAGGAGGAAGCCCGGGAGGCAACCUAGGAGGAGGGGGGGUGGAGAUGGUGAUGAGGAUGGAUCCACCGGUGCCCUGAGGAACAGCCGCCACCCCCACCGGCGUCCCACGGCCCCCAGACACCGCCUCGCCGAGGCCGAGCUUCUCCGUGGCAUCUCCUGAAAUAUCGACUUGAGGUUGAAUUAUAUUGAAAAGCUUCUGACCACUUAAUUUCAUUACAAAAACUUUGUGGCUGAGGCACAAGAGAUGAGCCCAUGUGUGUGAACCCAUCACAACUCUGAUUGCCAUCAAAGACUCUGUCAAAUUCAUUUGACUGCAUCUUUGCCUGCACUUUAUGAAGGAUGAAAUCUUCAAACCAAAUCAAUGUUGCUGCUGUUACAAGAAUCUUGGGGGCAGAAAAUUUAAAAAAAAUCAACCAUUUGCAAGUGUGUAAAGAAUUAUAAUAGGACAGGUUUUCUUUUUUUAAGUGAGGUGUUUAGAACCCUGUGGAAAUUUUGUGUGGUCUUCAGACUCAAAGUCUUUGUUUUGCUUCUUGGAAAAGCUCAGUGACUAUUAUAUGGUGGGUGUGCUUCCUUACCAGUCUGAGUUAUGAGUGCCCAGACUUCCCCAGCAGAGAAAGGCCUGAAUCCUGGGCUGAUGUGCCAGGAAAGUUAUGCUUGUAGCGGGACUGAUGAAGCUGUCUUUGAGUGUGACGAGUGCUGCAGUUUGCAGUGUCUCCGCUGUGAGGAGGAGCUCCAUCGGCAGGAACGCCUUCGAAACCAUGAGCGGAUAAGACUCAAAGCUGGCCAUGUCCCUUACUGUGACCCCUGCAAAGGCCCCAGUGGGCAUUCUCCAGGUGUUAGGCAGAGGGCAGCCGUGAGGUGCCAGACCUGUAAAAUCAACUUGUGUCUGGAGUGCCAGAAGAGGACUCAUUCUGGGGGUAACAGGAGGAGACACCCUAUUACUGUGUACCAUGUUAGUAAGGUCCUGGAGUCCCUGGAGGGGGAAGAGAUGGAUGAGGAGACCAAGAGGAAGAAGAUGACUGAGAAGGUUGUGAGUUUCCUCCUAGUAGAUGAAAAUGAAGAGAUUCAGGUAACAAAUGAAGAGGACUUUAUUAGAAAAUUGGACUGUAAACCUGAUCAGCAUCUGAAGGUGGUUUCCAUUUUUGGAAAUACUGGUGAUGGAAAGUCUCAUACCCUCAACCACACAUUCUUUUAUGGCCGUGAAGUCUUCAAAACCUCCCCUGCCCAGGAGUCUUGCACUGUGGGAGUGUGGGCAGCCUAUGACCCAGUUCAUAAAGUAGCAGUGAUAGACACGGAAGGGCUCUUGGGAGCUACCGUGAAUCUAAGCCAGAGAACACGACUGUUACUUAAGGUCCUGGCCAUUUCGGACCUUGUCAUCUAUCGAACUCAUGCAGACCGGUUGCAUAAUGACCUCUUCAAAUUCCUUGGGGAUGCCUCAGAAGCUUAUCUGAAACACUUCACCAAGGAGCUCAAGGCUACCACUGCCCGCUGUGGCCUGGAUGUCCCGUUAUCCACCCUGGGCCCAGCAGUUAUUAUUUUCCAUGAGACUGUGCACACUCAGCUACUGGGCUCUGAUCACCUGUCAGAGGUGCCAGAGAAGCUCAUCCAGGACCGGUUCCGGAAGCUGGGUCGCUUCCCUGAAGCUUUUAGCUCCAUUCACUACAAGGGAACGAGGACUUACAAUCCCCCCACAGACUUUUCUGGGCUUCGUCGUGCUUUGGAGCAGCAGCUAGAGAACAACACCACCCGUUCACCCCGACAUCCUGGGGUCAUCUUCAAAGCCCUGAAGGCACUGAGUGACCGUUUCAGCGGUGAGAUCCCUGAUGACCAGAUGGCGCACAGCUCCUUUUUUCCAGAUGAGUACUUCACCUGCUCCUCCUUGUGCCUCAGCUGUGGGGUUGGAUGUAAGAACAGCAUGAAUCAUGGGAAGGAAGGAGUGCCUCACGAAGCCAAGAGCCGUUGCAGGUAUUCUCACCAGUAUGACAACCGAGUUUAUACCUGCAAGGCCUGCUAUGAGAGAGGCAAGGAAGUCAGUGUAGUGCCCAAAACAUCUGCCUCCACCGACUCUCCUUGGAUGGGUCUCGCAAAAUAUGCCUGGUCUGGAUAUGUGAUCGAGUGUCCUAACUGUGGCGUGGUCUAUCGUAGCCGGCAGUACUGGUUUGGGAACCAAGAUCCUGUGGAUACAGUGGUGCGGACAGAGAUUGUGCAUGUGUGGCCUGGAACUGAUGGGUUUCUGAAGGACAACAACAAUGCUGCCCAGCGCUUGUUGGACGGGAUGAACUUCAUGGCUCAGUCUGUGUCUGAGCUAAGUCUUGGGCCCACCAAAGCUGUGACUUCCUGGCUGACAGACCAGAUUGCCCCUGCCUACUGGAGGCCCAAUUCCCAAAUCCUGAGCUGCAACAAGUGUGCGACAUCCUUUAAAGACAAUGACACUAAGCAUCACUGCCGGGCCUGUGGGGAGGGCUUCUGCGACAGCUGUUCAUCUAAGACCCGGCCAGUGCCCGAGCGGGGCUGGGGGCCUGCACCCGUGAGGGUGUGUGACAACUGCUACGAUUCCAGGAAUGUCCAGUUAGAUGUUACUGAGGCACAGGUAGACGAUGAAGGCGGAACACUCAUUGCUCGGAAGGUGGGAGAGGCUGUGCAGAACACCUUGGGAGCCGUGGUGACAGCCAUUGACAUACCACUAGGCCUCGUGAAGGACGCGGCCAGGCCUGCCUACUGGGUGCCCGAUCAUGAGAUCCUGCACUGCCACAAUUGCCGCAAGGAGUUCAGCAUCAAGCUCUCCAAGCACCACUGCCGUGCCUGCGGACAGGGCUUCUGUGAUGAGUGCUCCCAUGACCGCCGGGCUGUUCCCUCUCGUGGCUGGGACCAUCCUGUCCGAGUCUGCUUCAACUGCAAUAAAAAGCCCGGUGACCUUUAACCCCAGCUCCCUCUUUCCGAGUCCUUCACAAUUCCUUAGGUUCUCAGGGUUAGAAACAGAAGUCUCAUUGAGGUAGGCCCUCCUCCCAGUCACCUGUUGUGGUAUGUGUUCUCUCCUCUCCUCAUCCUUGGGCCACUUUCCCUCUGUGGGGGUGAGCCUGACGGCAGGCCCGAAGGCAUAAACCCCUCAGGGCAAGGGACCGAGCAGCUCUAAGCAAAGGGGCGUGAACCCAAAUCCGUUGCAUUUAUUUCAGUUAAAAAUAAUAAAUAUAUAUAUAUAUAUAUAUAUAGACAUAUACAUAUGAAAGGAAUUUGGGAGUGUAUUGAGGCUGCUGCUGGCUGUGAAGACUUACCCCAGUCUGUCCCCACUACAGGGAUGGGAUGGCAGUGGCAGCAGGUCUUCCCCACAAAGCCAAGCCAGGUCCAGAGCCACUGCGUUGCUGGUCGCCUUUUGCUGCUUCUCUCCAAGCCUUGGCAGCCUCCCUUUCCUGGCUUUUCCCUUCCGGCCCCCCAGCUGCCUGGUUGGUGGGUCUCCCAGCAAUGCCUACUUGAGGCAGCCUGAAGGGAAUUCUGCUUGGGCCCUCAGGGAGCUGAAUCCCAAUUCUUGGAUUAAGCCUGUUUUAGAGACGAACCAGCUUAUUGUGCGGGUCUUAGGGGUGUGUGGAAGGUCAGAAGUUGGGUCUUCAGUCCUGAGAAGUCAAGUUCAGGUGCUGUGACGUCCCUUGUAGUUGGGGAGAUUCCCAAAGGACUUGGGCCUUCCCCAGCAGCCUUUCCUGCUCCUUAAUUCUUCUGUUUCCACUAGGCUUUUCUGGAAGGCCGCAUUUUUGCUCCUAAAUCAAAAGCACCUGCUACCCUCCUCCCCCUUGAGCCUAUCAUCUGCUUCUGAGUGUCGCAUUAGAAUUUUUAUUGCAUAAAGUGUCUUAAUUCUUUGUUUCCAGAAACACAGCCCCUCUAGCUAUUGGAGGGGUAAUCAAUGAGAAACCUUCCAGGGAAACAGAGCACAGAAUGGACUGUUAGUUGUUUUUUUUUAAAGUAUAUAUAAAUAUUUCAACAGAUCAUAAAAGAAAAAUUCUAUCUCUUUGGUCCAUGCAAGAGAAGUCAAAUGAAUGUUUCUCAUCAAGAGCUUGGACAUCUAUACCUAUCAUGACUGGAAAGAGACUGUUGUGCCGAAUCCUGUCAUCGGGUGGAGUUUAUCUUCAGUGGCCAAAAAAAGAAUUAAAGCAACAUAGUUCCUGACUGAGCUGGCUGGUGGGUGGAGCUUUGGGGAGGUGCAUGGGCCGCCAUUCCUGGCUUGAGUAUCUGUGGGGUGUGAGCCCUGGAGUGAGUUAGUCUCAGACCUGCGCCUUCCUGCCUCCUGUGGACCAGCGACUGAGGCCCUACUUGAACUGUGUAUUAUCAAAUUCGCCAUCAUAAAAGAAUCUUCCUGCUGAA
This is a messenger RNA of Marmota flaviventris (yellow-bellied marmot), 4416 nucleotides long. RefSeq names its product zinc finger FYVE-type containing 1 (gene Zfyve1). Gene Ontology annotation, molecular function: phosphatidylinositol-3,4-bisphosphate binding; phosphatidylinositol-3,4,5-trisphosphate binding; metal ion binding. NCBI's taxonomy places the organism in Eukaryota, Metazoa, Chordata, Mammalia, Rodentia, Sciuridae. Gene Ontology annotation, cellular component: lipid droplet. Gene Ontology annotation, biological process: lipid droplet formation. The record is from RefSeq and is a predicted model, not a curated record.